UCCACUCGAGAUCCUUUUUAUAUCGGACCGGUUCGCUUUCUUAACCAUCGUCAUCUCUUCUCAGCGGUGUCGUUAUCAUAGUCUGCAAUUACGUUCGAAUCCCACUACUCUCAACUUCUACCUCGUUGCCCACGAUCCCAGUCUCCACAGACCCCGCUAUUCGGAUCGCCCUCGAGACUCAGGACCUUUGGGCGUUGAAGCUUAUUUAUCGUGAUUGUCGGCAAACUACCCAAGGAAGGGUGGUUCUUGAAGAAAAAUGGUAGACAGGGAUCCAGGUUCUCCUACCUGGAAGUUCACACAGUGAGUCUUUCUUUUAGUCUUCUUGCGGCCAUUCCGAGACCAUCCUGCGAUAUGUCAGCUGUGCUCUCUCUAUAUGCAUGCUUUGAUGCUCGAGGUGGAGCUACUCUUGCUUGGGAGUAUCUAUGGCCAGGACCUGCAUCGCCCAGUUCUUUGCUUUAAGUUCUCUGGCGGCAUAUAUUCCCCUCAGCCACGCACUAACCGGAUGCACAGAUGCUUUGGCGAUAAAGGCGAUGUGGAAGAUAUUACCGAGGCCGAUAUUAUUUCAACUGUGGAAUUCGACCACACCGGAAACUAUCUAGCUACAGGUGACAAAGGUGGAAGAGUUGUGUUAUUUGAGAGAAAUGAGACGAAAAAAACCUGCGAAUAUAAAUUCCACACCGAAUUUCAAUCACACGAGCCUGAAUUCGACUACCUAAAAUCCCUAGAAAUCGAAGAAAAGAUCAAUAAAAUCAAGUGGUGCCGACGACAAAAUGCCUCGCAUUUCCUCCUCUCAACCAACGACAAAACAAUUAAACUUUGGAAGGUUUUUGACAAAUCCCUCAAGGUUGUCGCAGAGAACAACCUCUCCAGCGAGCUUACCCCUGCUGGGGUUGGCGGCGGAGGGGCACCACGGGCGCCUCGGUUGCCCUUCAAAGACCCAGCCAUGUUGAAACUUCCAAGAAUGACACACCAUGAUACCGUUGUUGCAGCUGUGCCUCGAAGGACAUAUGCCAACGCCCAUGCAUACCACAUCAAUAGUAUUUCCGUCAAUAGUGACGGGGAGACCUUCAUCAGCAGUGACGAUUUGCGGGUCAACCUGUGGAACCUGAAUAUCCAAGAUCAGAGUUUUAACAUUGUUGAUAUCAAGCCUGCAAACAUGGAGGAGCUUACAGAGGUUAUCACCGCUGCCGAAUUCCAUCCUACCAGCUGUAACUGGUUUAUGUACGCCAGCUCCAAAGGCACCAUCAAACUGGCCGAUAUGCGACAACGGGCGCUCUGCGACCAGCAUCAAAAACUUUUCGAACAGGAGGAAGACGCUUCGUCGCGUUCGUUCUUCUCCGAGAUUAUCUCAUCUAUCUCUGACGUCAGGUUUUCCCAUGACGGUCGGUACAUUGUGUCGAGGGACUAUUUGACUGUGAAGAUUUGGGAUGUCAACAUGGAGAGACAACCAGUAAAGACAAUCCCCAUCCACGAGCACCUACGACCGCGAUUGUGCGAUACGUAUGAGAACGACAGCAUCUUCGAUAAAUUUGAGGUGGUGUUCUCCGGAGACGCCGAAAAUGUUAUGACUGGAAGCUACAACAAUAAUUUUAUGAUCUACCCCACCGACCCCUCCAAGGAGACAGAGAUUGUGUUGCAAGCCGACAAGUCCGCCUUCAAGGCUAAGAAGGUUGGCGUCCCAACGCCGAUGAACAAGGGUGCCAAUGGAAAGAAGAGCAACUCCAGAGCUGGCAGCCCUGCAGGCCCUGGCAGCCGCAUGAAGAAGGAGACCGAUGCGGAUCAGAUCGAUUUCAACAAGAAGAUCCUGCACAUGAGCUGGCAUCCUUUCGAGGAUAGCAUUGCCAUCGCCGCCACAAAUAAUCUAUUCGUCUUCUCGGCACUGUAAGUGGGACAGUUCCUGACUACAGUCAACGGGCGCGUCAACGUGUCAGCAAAAUAAAAAGGAUGACACUAGGAAGGGGACUCCUCAACUACAACAUUCGCAAUGGUAUUCGCAAAUCUAAGCCGCCAGUUCAAAAAUCGCAU
Messenger RNA from Aspergillus ochraceoroseus IBT 24754, 2025 nucleotides. RefSeq names its product protein phosphatase 2A regulatory subunit CDC55. NCBI's taxonomy places the organism in Eukaryota, Fungi, Ascomycota, Eurotiomycetes, Eurotiales, Aspergillaceae. Gene Ontology annotation, molecular function: protein binding; protein phosphatase regulator activity. The record is from RefSeq and is a predicted model, not a curated record. Gene Ontology annotation, biological process: peptidyl-serine dephosphorylation. Bases 374 to 1885 code for a protein of 503 amino acids. The transcript is spliced from 5 exons. Gene Ontology annotation, cellular component: cytosol; protein phosphatase type 2A complex.